AUGAAUAUCGUCGAGUGGGCUUUCGGAAAGCGCAUGACCCCCGCGGAGCGCCUGCGUAAACAUCAGCGUGCCUUGGAUCGAACACAGCGGGAGCUUGACCGGGAGAGAGUGAAGCUAGAAAACCAAGAGAAGAAGCUGGUACAGGACAUCAAGAAGAGUGCCAAAAACGGGCAAGUUGGAGCCUGCAAGAUCCAGGCCAAGGACUUGGUUCGGACACGGAGGUCGGUUCCUCUUGAUUGUUUACUGAUUGUGGCAGCAUUGGCUGAUUAUAUGGCGAGGAACAGAUACAUUCAGAAGUUCUAUCAAAUGCGCACGCAAUUACAGGCUAUUUCUCUACGAAUCCAGACCGUCCGAAGCAAUGAGCAGAUGAUGCAGUCUAUGAAAGGAGCCACGAUGCUUCUGGGUAGUAUGAACAGACAGAUGAAUCUCCCGGCACUGCAACGAAUCGCGAUGGAAUUUGAACGAGAAAAUGACGUUAUGGAUCAACGGCAAGAGAUGAUGGAUGAUGCGAUCGACGAGGCUACAGGAAUGGAAGGCGAAGAAGAGGAAGGAGAAGAUAUCUUGAAGGAGGUUUUGGACGAGAUUGGUGUUGAUCUGAACCAGGCGCUUGGUGAAACACCCGAUCACAUACAAAAAGCACCGGUGAAUGAAACUCGAGUUGCACAGGCCAUUGGAGGCGGAGGCAAUACGAGUGAUGAUGACCUCCAGGCAAGACUGGACAGCCUUCGCCGAUGA
Penicillium griseofulvum is the source of this 735-nucleotide messenger RNA. RefSeq names its product ESCRT-III subunit protein DID4. Lineage: Eukaryota; Fungi; Ascomycota; Eurotiomycetes; Eurotiales; Aspergillaceae. The transcript is spliced from 4 exons. Gene Ontology annotation, cellular component: ESCRT III complex; multivesicular body. The coding region runs from base 1 to 735 and encodes 244 amino acids. The record is from RefSeq and is a predicted model, not a curated record. Gene Ontology annotation, biological process: endosome transport via multivesicular body sorting pathway; late endosome to vacuole transport; protein transport.